Messenger RNA from Zygotorulaspora mrakii, 1920 nucleotides. RefSeq names its product putative tubulin tyrosine ligase (gene PBY1). Bases 1 to 1920 code for a protein of 639 amino acids. Gene Ontology annotation, cellular component: P-body. Gene Ontology annotation, molecular function: ATP binding; hydrolase activity. The transcript has a single exon. Gene Ontology annotation, biological process: protein modification process. NCBI's taxonomy places the organism in Eukaryota, Fungi, Ascomycota, Saccharomycetes, Saccharomycetales, Saccharomycetaceae. The record is from RefSeq and is a predicted model, not a curated record.
AUGAACCCCGAUGUGUCAUCUGACGACAUCGAGUGGAUACUUAUAGAUGGUACCCCGGCGUCGUGUUCUAAUAUUGGACUGUACCAUCUUUCUCGCGAACCGUUUGAUCUCGUGAUUAGUGGCCCCAACGUUGGAAGGAAUACUUCGGCGGCUUAUAUUACUUCUAGCGGGACUGUUGGUGCAGCGAUGGAAUCCGUCAUCGCAGGUAGCACUAGAUCGAUUGCGUUAUCCUGGGCGUACUUUAAUGGGGAGAAAAAUGUGGAUCAAAAGAUCUUGCAAGUCGCUGCCGUUCGGUCGCUUGAGAUCAUUGACCAUUUGUACCACCAUUGGAACGAUAACACUGAUUUUUACAGUAUUAAUGUGCCUUUAUCGAGUGAACUAGAUGCUAGUACUAAGGCACAUUAUACUAUCCUUUGGGAUAAUAGAUGGAACGCAAUUUUCAAUGGGCCUAAAAUAGGUUCCGACUCCGGAGAAAAUGGGAAUGAAAUCGAAGAUGGAAAUGAGUAUCAAACGAUAACUUUCGAUUGGGCUCCAAACUUCAAACACCAUACUAAUUCGCAUCAUUACCACGAAAGCUCCAGCUCUAAUGUAGAUAAAAAUAUUAUUGAAAAGAAAAUGAUCAGUGUGACGCCAUUGCGAGCAACCUUUAAAAAUGUUGAAAACCUUGUUGGCGAGUUAUUGCUGUCCAGGAAAGAUUUGUCACCUAAUAAGGUUGUUAUCUCAAUAGAUCCAAAGGAGUAUGUUUAUACGCCUUUGAGAAAGGCUAUUCUGAAAUACUUGCCUGAUUACGAUAUUCUUAGCAAUCUGCCGUCUUUGCCAAAUUUCAAAGGAAGAAUAUUUCAUUAUGGUGACUACGAACAAUUAGAUAUGGAAAAACUUUCCUCUGAUGUGGACCAUUACUUUGCAAAUUCCUAUAUCUACCGCAAAUCACUGAUAAGAAAGCAUUAUCUAGCACAAACAAUUCGUGCCUUUGUAGUGAAAAAUCCGAACUCGAUUCUUUCCAAAGCCUUCCCUGAGACCUUUUCAUUCGAUUUGGACUAUGCGGAAUUCCUAGAUGACUCGCUUGACGAAAAUUGGGAAUUAAGACAAGAGUUAGAGAAAAAUGAAAAGUGGUGGAUAGUCAAGCCUAGUAUGAGUGAUAAAGGUCAAGGAAUAAGAAUAUUCAAAAGUAUUCAGGAUUUACAAGAAAUAUUCGACUCAUUUGAUGAAGAUGCUACCGACGACGAGGAGGAAUAUGAUGUAAAGAGAGAUGAGAACAAAAUCAUCAUCUCACAGUUGCGACAUUUCAUUGUUCAGGAAUACUUGAAUACACCGUUACUUCUACCAUCUAUGGACAAUAGAAAAUUUCAUUUGAGGGUUUAUGUCAGUUGUAAGGGGUGUCUGGAAGUGUACGUAUAUGAUAGAAUGUUAGCACUUUUUGCCCCAAACUCGUUCGAGGAAUUGGCUGAAAGCCAUUAUAAUCCUACCGAUGUUAACUUCUUAAAAUCUCAUUUGACCAAUACAUGUCUGCAAUCUGAUAAAGAGCAAAAAAAUAUAUCUGUUUUAGAGUUUGAUCAGUUGAAGGAUAUGAGCGUUGACGAUAAAAAAGUCAUUAAAAAACAAAUAUACGAAAUUGCACAUGACGUAUUUUUAGCCGCUGUCAAAGUUGAUAGUUUUGGUUUUCAACCAUUACCAAAUGCAUUUGAGACGUUCGGUGUAGAUUUUCUAGUCGAUUCAGGCCUCGAAGUGAAGCUGCUUGAAAUAAAUGCCUAUCCUGAUUUUAAACAAACGGGGGAAGCGUUGAAAAAUGUAAUAACAAAUUUGUUUGAUAAUUGCGCGCAACAUAUCAUAGCCCCUCUUCUCAAUGAAAAUAAAAAAAUACAAAGUGGAAAGACUGAUAACAUGAUCAAAGUCUUGGAUUAUUCUGCUAAUAAUUGGUAG